Molecule: messenger RNA, 372 nt
Organism: Prunus armeniaca (apricot)
Lineage: Eukaryota; Viridiplantae; Streptophyta; Magnoliopsida; Rosales; Rosaceae
Source: the annotation of a GenBank genome assembly
AUGAGAAGCAGCAAAAGCAUCAGCCCCUUGUUGAAAAAACAAAAGCCACGAAGGGAGCAAGAUGUCUACAUAUGCAGAGCUGCUGGAAGGCUCCAGCACAUGGGAAUGAACAAUUUCCAAGCACAAACACCCGAAGAACCAAGGGAUAUUAACGUGCAAGCUGUCAGGAAGAGAAGCACCCUUCGAACCAGCAUACAUACCCCUAUUCCUUUCCUUAUCAGACCUGGCCAUGGAAAAAGGAAAGAAAGAAAUGAAGGAGAUGGCUGGGAAUGGAAGUCUCCCACUGAAACAGCUGCGGGAAAGGGGGCCUUGAGCUCCCAAAAAUCUCUACUAGGCAGAGGAAAUUUCACCAAGAUCGGAAAAGUCAAGUGA